This is a messenger RNA of Penaeus indicus, 3186 nucleotides long. RefSeq names its product tripartite motif-containing protein 2-like. Gene Ontology annotation, molecular function: zinc ion binding; ubiquitin protein ligase activity; protein binding. NCBI's taxonomy places the organism in Eukaryota, Metazoa, Arthropoda, Malacostraca, Decapoda, Penaeidae. The record is from RefSeq and is a predicted model, not a curated record. The coding region runs from base 1 to 3132 and encodes 1043 amino acids. The transcript has 16 exons.
AUGCCACCAUUACUGCAACUUGCUGCAGUGUUAAGUUCAAAUAGUCCUUUGUCACGGAUACGGCCAGAUUUUGAGGUUAUGCGUUACUUCCGUGUGCUGCCACCCUGGCAUUACGAGACUCGCCAUCAAAUGAGGCACCCGGACCCUCACUAUGCAGAACAGGGCCUCGAAGUCAUGAUGAUAGAGAAACAUUGGGACACUGAAGAGAGCACUCGUGGUCACCAUCACCUUAGGGAAGACCUACAUGCAUCAGGAGAUAAUAUGUACGGGUGUGUAAGCUACACAAAGAAAGCAAGUUGCCAACAAGAGCCUAGCUACCAGUUAACCACCCUUGCACCAGUCGCUAAGGAUUCAGACAUAUACAGUGGUGAAUUCCCAGUAAACCAUAUAGUACUGACAGUGACCUUUGUUGAUUUUAGCAGCGGGUUCCGAGCAGUAAGGAGGCGAGACCAGAUCUGCCGAUUACGAGGACGUCUGUACGAGCACGAGAAGGAAGGACCUGGACGUGAGGAUGUCGAGAACGAACUGAUUCCCUGGGACCAGAGCGAGGAUGACGACAUAGAACGAGUCACCCCAACCCUCGCGGCCAGCCUGUCCGGCUCAGGUCAGGGCUCACCACCGGGCCUCCUCGCGGACCCAGACUUGUCUCGUUGUGUUCACCUUACCCCGUGUGCUAAUCUCUUAGAGAAUAAAGAGUUCUCACGUCUGAACUUCUACCACGACUCCUUUCCUAAAGAGACUCCUCACCUGUCCGUCCUCGACUUGCCCUACACUGAGAGCGAGUUGACCUGGUUCAUCGUCGUGGGAAACCCCGUGACGAGGAGUCCUCUCGCCAUACCGUCAACGCCUCCAGUUGGCAGUCUCCCUGGGCUCGGGCCGUGCGGUCACGCGUACUCUUAUAACAUUAACAAGGAGUCACAAGCCGUGUCACUUAUACGUGACAUGCCCACUUGUGAUAUGUUAUGUGGUAAGGAGAAGAAGACUUGUUUCACUGUGGCUUGGUGGUUCCCUGAGGCUCCGUCCUCUGGCAGGAAACUCCAAACCACAUUUUGGCUUGAAAACAUCGACUUUUACCCUGGUAUUAGUAUUAACCUGAUUCAGACGGGUAAUGUGUACAGGCGUCAUAAACAGCUUGGUCUGCGGGGUAUGCCUGUACGCGUUGUGACGUGCCAGAGCACAUGGAGUGGAAAGUUCUACUUGAUGUGGUGGACUUCUGCACCCAGUGUCUGGCCGUUGCCAGAAAUCACUAGAGUUUAUCAUGCUCAGGGAUUUCUGUUACCCGGCAGUGAUGGGUUAACUAGGAAAGAACUUGCACCCAUUCCAUUGCUUUGGUACAGCACUUCAACACGUGUCAAUAUAGUCAAAUUAUGGACAGGUUCCUUCGAUGGAGGAGAACACACCCCAAAGCUGCUUCACUGCUCGCACACAGUGUGCCUUCACUGUCUCACAGGAAUUGUAGCCUCCCAUGCCAGGGACGAUGGCACAUUUCGCUGCCCAAUAUGCCGGGAAUCUAUACGAAUCCCCUCUGGUGGAGUGGCUGCUCUGCCACCAUCGUUCCUGGUUAACCAACUCUUAGAUCUCAUGUCAAGACAAAGAAGAGAAGUUAUACCUAAAUGUUCUACACAUGCCAAUCAGGAGCUGUUAUUCUGUGAGUCUUGUGACCUUGUCUUCUGUACUCAAUGUAGUAAUGGCUCCCACCAGGGAAGUGCAGCAAGUUACCAACAUACUGUUAUUCCACUUUCUAUUGCCAUCAAAAGAAUGUCGGAGAUCCUCUGUUACAAAGCAAAUGAAUGUUAUUCGAAGUUAAAUGAAGCCAGUGAUGCAGUGACAUCAGAGAUGCACCAGCUGGAUCAUGCUGUUGACAACACCUUUGAAGAUGUCAACAGAGCUUUCCAGGCCAUUAUUGACAUUAUAGAACAGCGGAGAGAUGCUGUUAUCAGUAAUGUUAAAAAGAUGAGGGAUGAGAAAAAGAAAGUUUUACAAGACCAACUUGACAUCAUUGAAAGUGAAAGACGCAAAGUCCAGCAAGAAUGUGAAGGCCUUCAGUAUCAAGUUGAAGUCCGGAAUAUAACAAAAAAAAUUGCCCAUUUAAAUACAAAAAUAGACUCGCUUUCAACACUCGUUGAGCCACGGGAGAAUGCUUUUCUUCGUUUUGAGAGUCAGCACAAUGAGGCAUUUGAACAUAUCCAGACUACCAUAGAAGACUAUGGCAGGGUGAUGACCAGCAAGACAUUCCCAAGCUUGUGUUUCAUGAAGGCCAAGAAAGCCAUGACUCACCUAAGGAGUGAGGUAGUGGUCUACACUGUGGACUAUGAUGGAGAAAGCCAGACAACUGGAGGUGAUCCAUUGGAGUCGGAAGUCAAGUCGGAGGGUGGAGAUCUGAUUGACAGCCAGAUUGAAGAUAAUGAAGAUGGCACAUAUUCUGUCUUUUUCACUCCAGAAAAUGGGGGGAACCAUAGUGUGGCAGUGAAGAUAUUUGGCAGGCCUAUAAAGGAGAGCCCUCUCAUUGUCGAGGUCUUAGAUGAACACAAUCCAGAUAUUGUUUAUGGGUCCCGUGGCUCUGGGAAAGACCAGUUUCUGCAGCCUGUGGGGAUCUGCAUUGAUGACAAUGAAUAUAUGUAUGUAGCUGAUACUGGGAAUUCUAGAAUCAAGGUUUUGAGUCCGCAGCUGAAGGAAGUGCAGCAUAUUGUAGGGGAUGCCCUAGAAGGUAGAAGUGUCACAGGUAUAACGAGGACACCCAGUAGCUCGCUUGCCUUUGUCAACUGGAGAAAAAAGACUAUCACAGAAGUCACGUCUUCAGGCCAGCUUCUGUCACAAUUUACCCACGACCAGUUAAAAGAACCUACAACCCUUGCUGUAAACUGUGAUGGAGAGAUUCUAGUUGCAGAUAAUGCGGCCAACUCAAUAUUUGUCUUCCUCCCAGGAGGGAAAUUAGUGAGAAGAUGGGGGGUUAAAGGAAACAAACCAGGCCAGUUGGGAUCAAUAGCUGCAUUGUGUACUGGACCAGAGAAUGAAGUAAUUGUUGCAGAUUCCAGAAUACAAGUGUUCUCACCAGAAGGGCAGUAUGUACGCACCAUUUUUGAAACUAAAGGUUUGUAUUUUAUAUUAAAGCUUUUAUUGGAUUAUUCUUAAAAUCCUGAUCAGUGGUUGUUGAGGACUCUAGAUACACUGUUCAAAAAGAUAGCU